Nezara viridula (southern green stink bug) is the source of this 5598-nucleotide messenger RNA. The record is from the annotation of a GenBank genome assembly. NCBI's taxonomy places the organism in Eukaryota, Metazoa, Arthropoda, Insecta, Hemiptera, Pentatomidae.
UUACAGCUGAUUUCAAUAGUUCUUUAUUAUAUAAAAUCCAAAUAAAUUGGUAUUAUAUACAAGUAACUUAAAAAAAUAAUAUAUAAAAAUUUUAUAUUAAAAAAUAAUAUAAAACGUACAAAUAGUAUAAAAUAUUAUAAAUACAUAUUUACAUCAAUCAAACAAAUCACAAACAGAAGAUAUAAAUUUUUUCUCUAAUAUAAAACAAUUAUUCAGAGCUAAAAAUAAAUUAUUCAUAAAAAACUAAACAGUUACUAUUUGUACUAUUUCCUAAGGCUAAGAUUCGGACGAAAGGGUUUGGUACGUCUGUUGAUUUGUUGAGCAUCCUGGGCAGGUAUGUAGGGUAUCAUGAAUAAACAUGUCACAGUCUAAACAGAACACCUCACAACAUUUUUCACAUUUGUAAACCUGUUUAUCAAUAGUUUUGAACUGUACACGACAACCAAAGCAUGAUGGUGUUCGAUUUUGAUCAAUAGGAAUCAGUGUAAAUGGUUGAACAGGAAAGAGAUGAUGGUAGGAUCUGGCCAAAUGAGGAGCUGAGACCAGAGUUAAACCACAGACUUUACAUUCUGCAGGAAGCUCACAGUACUUGCUUCUGCACUGCGGACAUAAAUAUCCACCACCGUCUAACUUGCUCCCUUCCUCACUGUCUAAAUGACACAUGCACAUUGCAAGAUAACUAGUCUUGUUGUCCGUCGGAGCAUGAUGAGGAAACCCCAUCUUUACAAGGGCACUGCUACUAUGUUCUGCAGCAGCUUGUGGGGGUAAAGCAUGUGUUGAUAACAGAUGUUUGAAAUGAACAUCAUCUAGAACUACACCGUAAUCCCCUCCAGUAGUCAUACAUAAUGACUUACAAAGUCUUACAUCAGCAGACAAACCUAUAAGAGAUGCUCUAAUACUAGCAGUUUUCAACUUCUGAAUUGUAAUAUUAAUGUCACCAGGAUCACAAGUAGUUAAACUACCCAUGAUAACGAGUACUUCCCUGAUAGCGUGGCUUGGCAUGUGCUUCAAGGAUGAAAGAGCCAAUUCCAAAGCAUUUUGUAACGAAGGCUCUCCACUACAACUAUUUGGUUGACCAAAGUUACUUUUUAAAACUUCCAGCUGUUUUUUAUAAUUACCAGAUAGUUCUGUGAUCUUUUCUGCACGUUUAUUCCUGCUUAGAAUAAAUCCAAGUUGACUGAGAGGAUUUUCAUAUAAGAACUCUUCAACAAAGCCUUCCAUUAACUUUAGUGUACAUAGUUGUCUGGUAGGUUUAAGGUCCUGAUCGUGCAUAGCUUCAGAAGCAUCAAGAAUGAUAUACAUAUGUCUCAUCAUACCCAAUCUAGUAUGUCCUUUUCUUUCCAUUUGUGCUUUGCGUUUGGCACGCUGAAUGAUUUCAGCAACAGAAGCUUCCAAAUUACCUUGGUCAUCUUCUUGUAUAGCCUCCCAAGUUUUUUCAUAACCAGUUUCCCAACGGUAUUCCUUGACAUCAUCAUCAUCAGCCAUGUUAGGACAAUUUAAAGUAUUUGUAAAUACAAAAGUUGGCUGACCUUUCUUUUAAAUCUUGAAGUGCCGAAAUUCACAAAUCUUAUUUUUUAACUAUUAACCUACAACCGUUCAAUUUGCUUUUGCGCCUGGAGGUUACUCACUGUUUAUAAAUGCUUUUUGACUUCAAGGUUAUAAUUUGCUUAUCAGUUGUCCUGCUUAGUGUUGUAAACAGCGUCAAAAUUCAAUCAAAAAUUAUAGUUUUUGAGGAACUACUUCAAGUUAGAAAAGAUCCAUGCACAUUUUACUAAUAAACUUAUCAGUAUAACUUAUGCUAAUUUUAAAACCAUUUAAACUAAUCAAUUGUUCACAAGGAUGUUUUGGUUAAAAGAACCAAUCUAUACUAUUCUUGGUAUGAUUCUUAUGACGAUUAUUUUAGGACUUAUUUUACAGUUUUCUUGGAUAACAUUGUGGACUGCUAUUAAAGAUGAUUUUCCUCAUUAUUACCAGCCAUCAUAUUAAUUUAAGGAAUGUCCUCAGAAUUUUUCAUAAUUGUUAUCUAUGUCUUAUGAGUACUUAUUAUUUUUAAAAGGUAUGGACUGAAAUGUAUUAAUGUCAGUAGUUUCUAAUGAACUAAUUAAUUAUAGUCACUGUAUGUUGAUAGUAAAGUAAACAAAAUCAACUUUUUUUCUCUGAUUUGAGUAAAAGAGAACUAAUAUUGCAUGGCUUUUGGGUGUGCUUAUUAAAGUUUACUUGAUGACAUCUUACAAUCCUGGAAUUUUAGUUCAGAUUUACUUCGAGAAAUUUACAUUUCAUUAUUAAGUUCUGCUUAAACCAACUGUAAGUGUGGUGAAUCAAUGAAUCUGUUGGAUAUUGUUGAUAAUGGCUUACAAUUAAAUAGUUUAAAGAUGGCGGUCAUUCAAUCUUAGUUCUGAAUAAAGCCGUUAAGACGCCGCGCUGGGAUCGAAUGAUAUGACGCUUUCGACGUCCAUUUUACCUUAUGUCGACUUUGUAGUAUACAACGAAAAACCUUGGUUAAUUUUCGUCAGGCAUUGUUAUACCUAGAGGCGGGCUGCUUAAUGAUUAAGUGGAGCAAUGGAAGAAGCUAUUAAUAAUGAUGAAGCUAUAUCUGAUUAUUUCAUAGUGAGUACUCAUGGUGAUGAAAAUGUCACCCAAACAACAGAUGAAAACCUUGACAACAAUGUAAGUAACAAGGCACAGGAAGGCUCAGAGCCAGUUGAAGAGGAACUUUCUAGUCUACAAAUUACUCAGACUCAAGAUGAUGGAAAAGAGCCUUCCACAACUGAAAAUGUUGAUAGUGACACACCUCAAAUUUCGGUUACCAAGGUUCUCAGUGCUACUCAAAUUGAUGAAAUGUUUCAUUUCAACGAAUCAAAAGGUGAAGAAGAAGCUCAUGACAAAGAAGAAGAAGAUGAAGAACCCUUUGAUCUUAAUCCUCAAGUGAAUAUUGAAGAUAUGAAAGUUGCACUUGACGAAUUAAGGGAAGUAGAUGUUCUUGUUUGUGGAUCCUGUCACAAUGUGGUUCAUUUUGUUGAAGAGUUUAUGAAACACAAACCUGUAUGUAAAAAGAAAUCAGACUUCCAUGGCAAUAUUGCUGAAACUAAGCCACAAGUUUGGGCUUUUCUACUAUGGAAAAAUGCUCAAGCAAAAAUAAACAAGCGUGGAACACACAUUGAAGAAAGUUCAUGGAAAUUAUAUCAAAAGUGGUGUAAAAUGCCAGAAAGAAUAAGAAAUGCAUGGGUGGCUGCUGGACAAACUGUCAUGAAUUUUAGUACUUUUGGGUAUGCUAAGCCGGUUGAUACGGUCAUCAAGCCAUUACCUGCAAAGAAAUCAGCAGAUAAAGAAGAUUUUGAUGAAGGUGAAGAGGAAAAACCUGUUAUUAUGAGAAAGCUUGUUCAAAGGGAUUCAUCUGGAGAAAUCAAAGAAAUUAAGCCUACUACUGGUGUUAAAAAAAGAAUGGAGGAUAUUGAAAAUAUAAGAAAUCAGCUUGAGGAUGGUGAUAGUUCACAAGAUAACAAGGAAGUUUUGAUGGGGCCAACUGAUAGUGAAACACCAAGAGUUGGAUACACGAAAAUACAUAGGGUUAAGGGAAAAGAUGGUGAGCAGGAUACAUUACAAGAGGAAGAAUUUGUUGUUGAAAAAAUUGUUUCUCGAAGGUUCAACCCAAGGAGGAAACAAUAUGAAUAUUUACUUAAGUGGGAAGGAUACCCAUCACAAAAAAAAUUAUUUCUAGUGAAAAGGAGGAUGCCAGUUACUGACUCUGAUGAGGACGAUGACCCCUUCGCAAAGAAGUUAAAAUUAGAAAGAGAAACUGACAGUGAAGAUAGUGUGGGAGGAAGAGUUAUUUAUUCUAAGAGUGGUAAAAGUGGCAUCAUUCGUAGACCUGGUCGACCCCCUCUGAAGCCCAAAAUUACCAAUGGAACAACUGAAAGUUUAGCAGCAGUUUUAGGACUCGAAUCGAGUGGAGACGAAAGCAAAUCAUCUGCUGCUCUUGACGCUAUCAACAGGGGCAUAGUUAAGAAGAGCACUGGCCUCAGUCCUCAUAACCAACAGGUACUGGUAGCCAAUGCUAAGGGAGUUGUGAAAGUUGAUCCAAGCCAGGUUCCCAACCUAUCCUCGGGAGUUUAUAUAAUGUCAAAUAAAUCUGGCAUCAUAAAGCUUGACUCUGUUUCUCCAUCCAAAGCUCUUUCAUUGAAAGGAGCUUCACCCGGUAGCGUUAAGCAACUUGCUGUGCAGCAAAACGCUUCUGCCACAUCUAUUGCUUCUACCAUUAGCACUAACUCAGGGACAGUCACUUCUACAACACAGAGUGGUGUGAUUAUGGUCAACCGUGAGAACCAGGGAUUAACCAAACUGAUACAUAGUGGUUCAAGAUCAAAUAUUGCUAUUACUCCUGCCAUACGCCCGAAGUUAGCAUUGAGGCCAGGUGCCACUACUGCGAAUAAUGAGCUUCAGCGUCGUAUGGAAGGUGAGAGAAAAGUACUCGGCCCCAAAGUGGGGCGAGGCGCUGGCAUUAGCGGAAGAGGUGGCAUGAGAGGGAGAGGCGGUGGCAGAGCUGGAUACAUGUCAGUGAGCAGUGACAAGAAGGAUCUGGAUACUGACAAUGUUUUUAUCGACCUGCCUCAGGAGUCUUCUUCAGAUUCUGAUGCUGGUCUACCGGAUCUAUUCCCUACAGACUUACCCCCCUUGGAACCGGCGAGUCCUCCAAGGCCACUAACACUCUGUCCGGAAACAGGAAAAGUCCUGCUGAAAGCUGAAGGAGAGAAAACGCCAGAGCCUACUCCACCCCAUUCUCCUAAGCAGAAUUCCCAUGAGACGUCUGCGCCUUCAAUGCCAACCAUAAAAGAAGAACCACUGGUUUCAUCAGGAAACAGCACCUUCCUCAACAAAAUAAAUUCAUCUAGUUCUGGGAAAGAUGCAUUAGUGAAAAAGACACUGAAGCCUGGAACCAUAGGAUCAUUGUCUGUUUCGCCCAAAAAGAGUUUUGAUGAAAAUGAUUCUGAUGUUGUUACAAUUACUGGCGAUGAUGGUUUAGUUUAUAAGGUAAGAAAAUCAGAGUUAAACAACACUCUUUUGGUAUCUGGUGAAGAUGGUCAGCAAUGUGUGUACGUAGCGACUGGUGAAGAGGGUGACGAAAAUGCUACAGUUCUCACCCUUGAUCCAUCUUAUGCUGAUACGGUUGCACAAUUGAGCCAGGUGAACAUCCUUGGUGGGGAUGGUGAUGGAGAAACACAGUUCUAUGUGAAGGAAGGGGAAGAGGGAGAGCUUGUUAGCCUGCAGGUCCAAGGAGGUUCCGGCAGCCAGGAUGGAUCAGGAGAAGAAACCCAAUCUCAAGUUGUUGCCCAACUUGUAGAAGCUGGAGAACCUGCGCCAGGAGGUGGACCUCGAAGAGUUGUACUGCUGUUACCCGAUGGAAACUUGAUGAUGACGGAAGUCGAUGAGGAGCAAUAUGCUGCUCUGGAAUUGGACAAACGAGUAGGAGACAGUGUGGGAGGAGUGCGUGGUGGUGGAGGCGGUACGUCAGUCUGCCGCCGGCUCUCGUCGGAGAUGCACCAUGAGGUGGGAGGGACGACCGAUUCUCCGCCAGCGUUGUAUCUUUUCGGCGAAGGUUAG